Messenger RNA from Pleuronectes platessa (European plaice), 2066 nucleotides. Its product is annotated as electrogenic aspartate/glutamate antiporter SLC25A13, mitochondrial. Lineage: Eukaryota; Metazoa; Chordata; Actinopteri; Pleuronectiformes; Pleuronectidae. Gene Ontology annotation, molecular function: calcium ion binding; L-glutamate transmembrane transporter activity; L-aspartate transmembrane transporter activity. Gene Ontology annotation, biological process: L-glutamate transmembrane transport; aspartate transmembrane transport; malate-aspartate shuttle. The record is from RefSeq and is a predicted model, not a curated record. Bases 12 to 2066 code for a protein of 684 amino acids. The transcript is spliced from 17 exons.
ACUCUGUGUCGAUGAAAAUUGUAUUCACAAAGUAUUCACUUUCUGUUUUGCAGGCAGCUCUGCCUAGGAGGGCCGACCCCACUGAGCUGAAAGCCAUUUUUGAAAAGUACGCCAGUGUAAAGAAAAACAAUGAGGACUUCAUGUCGCCGCAGGACUUUGUGGGCCGGUUCCUCCACGCCCACACAGACACCCGGCUGUCGGAAGAGGCCACAGAGCUGCUCGCAGGAGUGGUGGACCAGAAGAAAGACGGGUUGAUCUCCUUUCAGGAGUUCUUAGCGUUUGAGUCGGUGCUGUGUGCCCCGGACUCCCUCUUCAUGGUCGCCUUCCUGCUGUUUGAUAAAGCGGGCAAUGGAGCGACCACUUUUGAGGAUGUGAAGCAAGUCUUCAGCCAGACCAGCAUCCACCAGCACAUCCCAUUCAACUGGGACUGUGAGUUCAUAGAGCUGCACUUUGGAACGCAGAGGGACAAGCAGCUCGGCUACGGAGAGUUCACCCAGUUCCUCCUGGAGAUGCAGCUGGAGCACGCGCGACAGGCUUUUAUCCAGCGGGACCGAGCCCACAGCGGCUCCAUCUCAGCCCUCGACUUCAGCGACAUCAUGGUCACCAUCCGGCCACACAUGCUCACGCCCUUCGUGGAGGAAUGCCUCGUGGCGGUUGCGGGAGGCAGCACAUCUCAUCACGUCAGCUUCUCCUACUUCAAUGGCUUCAACUCGCUGCUCAACAACAUGGAGCUUGUCAGGAAGAUCUACAGCUCCCUGGCUGGCCACCGCAGAGAUGUUGAAGUCACCAAAGAGGAGUUCAUCGUGGCAGCUCAGAAGUUCGGCCAGGUGACACCGAUGGAGGUUGAAAUCCUCUUCCAGCUGGCCGACCUGUCAGAGCCCCGUGGACGUGUUGGUUUAGUGGACGUUGAGAAGAUCGCUCCGCUGGAGGAAGGCGCCCUGCCCUACAACUUGGCAGAGGUCCAGAGACAGCAGUUGGGCAGUGAUGGCUCCCGCCCUGUCCUGGUCCAGGUGGCAGAGUCGGCCUACAGGUUCACCCUCGGCUCAUUUGCAGGGGCUGUGGGUGCCACAGCGGUGUACCCCAUCGAUCUGGUGAAGACACGCAUGCAGAACCAGCGGAGCAGCGGCUCCCUGGUGGGAGAGCUCAUGUACAAGAGCAGCUACGACUGCUUCCGGAAGGUGGUGCGCUAUGAGGGCUUAUUCGGACUUUACAGGGGUCUGGUACCACAGCUACUGGGUGUGGCGCCCGAGAAAGCCAUAAAGCUCACAGUGAAUGACUUUGUGCGAGGAAAGACCAGACAGAAGGACGGCACUGUCCCUCUGGCGUCUGAGAUCCUGGCUGGUGGAUGUGCCGGAGGCUCUCAGGUGAUCUUCACCAACCCUCUGGAGAUAGUGAAGAUCCGUCUGCAGGUGGCAGGAGAGAUCACCACGGGGCCAAGGGUCGGGGCCCUGUCCGUCAUCAGGGACCUCGGCUUCUUUGGACUUUACAAGGGUUCCAAGGCCUGUUUUCUGAGGGAUAUCCCCUUUUCGGCCAUCUACUUCCCCUCUUACGCUCACAUCAAGGCUUACCUCACCGAGGAGGACGGGAGGAUAGGGCCAGCCAAGAUGCUGUUUGCUGGAGCUCUGGCAGGCAUGCCCGCGGCCUCUCUGGUGACCCCAGCCGACGUGAUCAAGACCAGGCUACAGGUGGCGGCGCGUGCCGGUCAGACCUCCUACAGCGGCCUGGUGGACUGCUUUUGGAAGAUCCUCCGGGAAGAGGGGCCCCGCGCUUUCUGGAAAGGAGCUGGAGCUCGAGUGUGUCGCUCCUCGCCUCAGUUCGGAGUGACCCUGGUGACCUACGAGCUCCUGCAGCGCUGGCUCUACAUGGACUUCGGCGGACAAAAGCCGGCUGGCCUGGAGCCCACCCCGAAGUCUCGGAUCAGCCUGCCGGCGCCCAACCCUGACCACAUCGGAGGCUUCAGGUUGGCCGUGGCCACGUUCGCUGGCAUUGAGAGCAAGUUUGGACUUCAUCUCCCACGCUACACGGUGGAGGCGGCAGCGGCAGCAGCCCCUGCAAACGCCCCUUGA